Molecule: messenger RNA, 1938 nt
Organism: Emys orbicularis (European pond turtle)
Lineage: Eukaryota; Metazoa; Chordata; Testudines; Emydidae
Gene: GALNT15
Product: polypeptide N-acetylgalactosaminyltransferase 15
Exons: 10
Coding region: 1-1938 (645 amino acids)
Biological process (GO): protein O-linked glycosylation
Cellular component (GO): Golgi apparatus
Molecular function (GO): polypeptide N-acetylgalactosaminyltransferase activity
Source: RefSeq, a predicted model, not a curated record
AUGCUCUUGAAGAAGAGGUGCAGAUAUGGAUCACGUAAGCUUCAGUUUCUCUUGUUGUUGCUGAUGCUGGGUUUUUUGUUACUGAUGGUUACAAUCCUGAAUCCACCAUUCCGGGACCUGAACAAAGAGGGGACAUCCCAGCCAUUAAAGUUCAGUCCCAGAGAAGGGUAUCAGCUGGACUUUCCGGAAACCCAAGAAAUGUUGGAGACUCAGGAGGAGAGCCAGCAGUACUACCCCAUGGUGGGGUUAUCCCCUUUCAUUUCCCUCCGGGAGGACGAGCUGCUAGUGGCCAUUGUGUCACCCACAGCUAGGAGAAACCACAGCAAGGCUAGAAAAGGAUACCGAAUGGUGAAGCAGCAGAGCAAAAGGCAGGAAGAAAAGACUGAUGUCAAACCAAGGGGAAACCAAGAGUCCCAGCUCAUGUCCUUUCCCCUGCAGGAUGCAGAAGAGGCUGCUGGGGGUGAGCAAUUGGCAAUCCUUGGCCUGGAAACUCAUGGCUUUAAUGAAGCGCUCAGUGAGCGGAUUUCUCUGCGCAGGGAGCUGCCUGAGGUGCGGCAUCCUUUCUGUCUGCAACAGGACUAUGACCCCAACCUUCCUACUGCUAGUGUCAUCAUCUGUUUCCACGAUGAAGCCUGGUCUACUCUCUUGAGAACUGUGCACAGUGUUAUGGACACAGCCCCAACGGCCUCUCUGAAGGAAAUUAUCCUUGUCGAUGACCUCAGUCAACAAGGGCAUCUGAAGUCAACCCUGAGUGAAUACAUCUCCAAGCUGGAUGGUGUGAAAUUGAUCAGGAGCAACAAGAGGCUCGGGGUCAUCCGGGGUCGUAUGUUGGGAGCUGCACGGGCAACUGGGGAUGUGCUGGUCUUCAUGGACUCCCACUGUGAGUGUCACACAGGCUGGUUAGAACCCCUGUUGGGCAGACUAGCCACUGAGAGAAAUCGAAUCGUCUCCCCUGUCCUAGAUGUCAUUGAUUGGAAGACUUUUCAGUAUUAUCACUCUGUGGAUCUGCAACGAGGUGGUUUUGAUUGGAAAUUAGAUUUCCAUUGGGAGCCGCUGCCAGAGCAUGAAGAGAAGGUACGCCAGUCUGCCAUCAGCCCCAUCAGAAGUCCUGUGGUGCCUGGUGGAGUAGUGGCAAUGGACCGACAUUACUUCCAAAAUAUUGGCGCUUAUGAUUCCGACAUGACUCUAUGGGGGGCAGAAAACCUAGAAUUAUCCAUAAGGGCAUGGCUCUGUGGUGGUUCUGUUGAAAUCCUUCCAUGCUCACGGGUGGGGCACAUUUAUCGAAAUCGUAUCCCGCACACUUUUCCCAACGAAGAGGCUGCAGUGAGGAACAAAAUCCGAAUAGCAGAGACCUGGCUGGAUUCUUUUAAAGAGAUUUUCUACAAGCAUGACACAGCGGCAUUCCUAAUUAGUAAAGCUGAGAAGCCAGAUUGCAACGAGCGCCUUCAGCUGCAAAAGCGACUGGGCUGUAGAAAAUUUCAUUGGUUUAUAUCAAAUGUAUACCCCGAACUCCACCCACCAGAGUACAAACCAAGAUUCUCUGGCAAGCUGUACAACACUGGUGUUGGCUUCUGUGCAGAUUACAGAUCUGCCUGGGAUGCUGCAGAAGGUCUUAUUGAGCUGUCUCCUUGUAGUGACAAUAUUAACCAGCAUUUUGAAUAUAACAGUAUGAAGGAAAUCCGGUUUGGAUCCGCUCUGCAGUUUUGCUUUGAUGUCAGACAUGAGAAGGUUAUCCUUCAAAACUGUACACAAGAGACAGAAAAUAACCAGCAACAAUGGGAUGUCCAGGAGGGUGGAAUGAUUGUCCACAUCCUUUCUGGUAAAUGUCUAGAGGCAGUGAAGAGUGAAGCUGAGAAGGACUUGUCCUUACAUGUAUGUAACAAGAAUGAGAAUCAGCUGUGGCAAUUUGAUCACUUGCAUGUGCUAGAUGAGAGAUGA